UCGGACGCAUAUUAAAACAAUCAUUUGUCGGGGGCCGAUCAUCGUCAUCGUCAUAUCAUCGCGUUCAUUUCGCGCAGGCACAUAGGGCCCUAUAAAUAGCCCCGUGCUCAUAAGCUUUUACGUUUUCUCCGAAAUUCUAUCGCCGCCGCCGCCGCGUACAAAACGUAAAGUCAAUGUCUUAUCUCCUCUCUUUCGCUCUUCUUCUGCUUCCACUUAAUAAUUUUUUUUUCUUCUCAUAUUCCUCGUCGUUUAUUAUAAGUAUGUGUAUGUGCGCCCGAUGUCGAACGGCUGGUCUCGCGGCGAGGAUUUAGUCGACCGUCCGUUUUCUUGCUGCGCGCAUUGCGACGCUAUUCACUUUGCCGUUGUUAUUACCGAUCUCGUAAUUUUGCUCAAAAAAUCGAUCGCAGAGAAGGAAGUCGCGCGCGCGGGUGCUACGUGCGCUCUCGUCGAGUACGGGCUUGUGUCGACGAAAAACCAAAAUACCAAAGGUAAUAAGGGUUUUUUUCAAAAAACCGAACGAAGCUCGGAACAGAGCCGACGAGGAGGAGAGGUCGAAGGGAACGAGCACUCGAGUGAACAAAUAAAAAAGUAAAAUAAAAAUAAAGUAAAAAGAUCGGCCUCGUCGAGGUCAUCGCAAAACUACGUGACCUCCGUGUUUAUACACGAUCCGGCGACACAUCAUGAGGCGUCUUGGCGCCUAUCACCGAUGCGACAACCCGAUGCGAAAAUGCCAAUUCGCGAGCUCGAGGGGUGUCCGGUUGCGGCUGCUCGUCUUGGCCACCUGCUGCCUCGUCAGCCUCCCAGGCAGCGCGGAGGGUCUGUUCGAGGCCGGCAAAGAGUACGUCUACGAUUACGAGGCCGUCUCGAGCACGGGCGUGCUUCUUCCCUCGAAGGCUCAGUCGUCCUGGGGCUUCGCCGGCUCGCUGCGCAUCCGCGUCGAUAGUCCGGGAGACGCCCUGAUGCGCCUCGAGUCGCUGAGGCUGCAGGUGGCCAACGGGCCCGACGAGCUCAGCGACGACAUGGACGCCGGCGCACCGCUCCAGGGACCGGCCCUGGACGAGAUGGCCAGGCCCUUCAGGGUGCAGUACCGGCACGGCAAACUGGAGAACUUCAGCGUCGAGGCGAGCGAGGCCGUCUGGGCGACCAACAUCAAGCGCAGCAUCGCCGGCGUCCUCCAGCUGGAUCUGCCGAAUCUCGAGAGCCAAGUGGCUUUUCACUCGACCGAGACGAAUCACUACGGGCGCUGCACGAUGGAGUACGUGGUGACGAUCGAGUCCGGCGAGUCGGAGACGCGCGUCAUCCGCAAGUCCGUGGAUCCGCGCACCUGCCAGGGCCACGGCCAGCGCCACUGGACCAAUGUGCCCAACAUGCCGUGCCCCAACACCGAGCAGAAUCCCGUGAUGAAGGCCAGCGAGCGCUUCUACGAGAUCUCGACCGCUCUGAAUAGCAGCAUACUGAUCAGGGUCAACGCCACCGGCGAGAUCUACGUGCAACCGUUUCAGAGCCUCGGCGAGGCCCACUUCCUGAUUACCAAUCAGAGAAUGAAGCUGAUCUCCGUGUUGGGCAUCGCUGAACAGGCGCCGAGCCUCGGUAGCAGCAAUAACACCAAUAGCAGCAACGUCGAGACGGAUAAUCUGCACGAGAAGCACAUACAGCACGAGCUGCCCGGCGACGACUUGACCCAAGGCCGUGGCGUCCCCGACAAGGAAGCCAUCUUCAAGACCAUCAGCGCACUGCUCGAUCGGCUCAGUCAGCGGCUCGAGACGCCGGGCCUGGACACGGAGGUGCGCAAUCUGCACAACACCACCAUCUCCGUCCUGCUGUACUACAUGGGCCAGCUGACGCGGCCGGAUCUGCGCGCGGCCUACAGCAACAUCUCCGGGACGAGCUACAAGGAGGAGACGGUGCGCAACAUGUUCCUGGAGGCGCUGCCCCAGGUCGGCACCACCGAGUCGGCCCUGUUCGUGCUCGAGCUCAUACGCUCGCAGUCCGUCUCGGACAUCACGGCCAUCCAGCUGCUCACCCAUCUGCCCUUCCACGUGCGCAAGCCCGACGUCCAGCUGCUGCUCGGUCUGCAGCCGCUGCUCAAUCUCAACGCCAAGAUCGCGCCGGAGGUGCAGCACACCGGCAUACUGACCUUCGGCACCCUGGUCUACAAGACCUGCCUCAAGUACUGCCCCUACGAGAUGCUCGACGACUACGUCAAGCUCUACCUGGACAAGUUCACGGGCAGCCAGGACUACGAGAAGAAGAUGGUCUGGCUCGAGGGCCUGUCCAACAUACAGCUCGGCCGCGUGGUCGAGUUCCUCGAGCCCAUCGCCAGCGGCAUGAACGCCGAGUCGAGGCAUCUGCGUGUGCUGGCCGCCUGGGCCUCGCUGCCCACCGCGCCCCUCAGGCCCGACGUCAUCUAUCCGCUCUACUGGCCGAUCCUGGUGAAUCGCACGGAGCACCUGGAGAUGCGGGUGGCUGCGCUCACCCUCCUGCUCAUCUCCAAUCCGACGGCCAACAGGAUCGCCUCGAUCUACUGGUAUCUCAAGGGCGAGCCCAAUCGCCACCUCUACCAUUACUUCUACACGACCCUCAAGUCCAUGGAGAGGAGUCACUUUCCCUGCUUCGUUAGACUCUCCGGAGUGGCGGCGCAAUUCUCGCGACUGCUGAAGAAACCGACGGGCCACCAGCACAUACUCACGGGCAAUUAUCUGUUCGAUUACAAGGACUCGAGACGUCACUUCGGUGCCGUGAUCAACGGCAUCAUAAUCGCCAAUCCCCUCACCAACAUACCUCAAGUGGCCUACGUCACGCUAAAGAAUCACGGCUCCGGCAAGGACCUCAAUCACGUUUCCCUGUACAUCAAAGCCGAGGGACUGCUGCACGCCAUCUCGACGAAUCUCAACGACCUGAGCAUGUCGACCCGGGUCGAGGAUCUGCUGAAGAAGUUCAAAUUCAAUCACCAGAGCACCACACCGGUCCACGUGGAGAUAGUCGCGCGCGUCCAGCAGAAGGCCGUGCUCUGCCUCCAUCUCAAUCAAUCGAACCUCGUCGACGCAUUCAAAUACAUAUCGAGCUUGCAAGACAGCACGUACCACGUGUACAAGAACAUCGAGUUCCACGUGAACCAGCAGAACAUCCACGUGCCGCUGACCGUGGACGCGGUGCAGGUGACGGAUCUCGGCACCAACGUGCGCAUCGCCGCCAUGGCCACGUCGCUCUUCUCGAUGCGCGGCAACUUCACCCACGUGCCGAACGGCCGCAACAAUCACUUCAUACUGCGCACCUCGAUCCACGGCACCGAGAGCAUCGAGAAUUACAAUCCGCUGGCGGACAUCUGGCACGCGGGCAUCAGGUCGCAGUCGAUACACGGCUAUCUGCCCGUCAACGUCACCUUCGGCCUGCAGGACAAGCUCUUCGUGUCGUACAUGACGCCCGAGCACAAGUUGAAGGCGGGCCUGACGGCCCACGUGAAGACCGUGACGAGCGUCCGGGGCUACAAGGUGCGUGACAAGCUGCGGGCCGUCUGCAGGCCCGGCGAGUCGCGGCAUCCCUGUCCCGAGCUGCACACGGUCAAGCGCUUCCCCGACAAGGAGACGACGUCGAGCAGUUUGCUGGAGCUGCAGGCUCCCGAGCUGGGCGGUGUGAUCGGGGUCAAGGUGUUCGACUGCGAGACCAGUCGCACCCACAACGAGGAGCAGUACAUCGCCGACGUUCUCGGCAGCCACCAGAGCAACAGCCAGAUCUGGCCGCUGCUGGAGUCGCUGCUGCUCUCGCUGCACUUCUUCGACUAUCUGUCGUACGUGCCGCCGAUGGGCAGCUGCGGCCUCGAGAUGUACAUCGAGCCGCUGACCAAUCAGUCCUCGGAGGUGCGCUUCGAGUACGCCAAGACGGACAAGUACCACACGCUGGCUCUUACCAGGCGAGGAAUCGGGCCCCUGCAGGCCCAGACAGUCCACCAGCAGUGGAACCUGGCGCUGGCCUACGACGUCACCAGCUGGCUCUCGGACUCGUUCAAGGUCAAGGCCACGCGGAGCGCGCCCGGCGAGCAGGUCUUCAAGAUCUGCCUGGAGAUCAGCCGCGACACGCCCUGGGACUGGGACUUUUUGAGCGUCAAGCCGAGCGAGCCGGCCAGCCUCAAGGCCAAUCUGCUCUGGGGCAUGGCCGAGCAGGCCAAGGGCAAGUGCGCGGGCUCCUCCCUCACCCUCGAUCUCGUCGGCGAAGUGACCAGCGAUCAGAUCGAGGAGAGCCGCAACGACGUCUGGCCCUACAACGAGUGCAGACGCCAGUCGGCCAACAAGACCUUCGUACCCUACACCGAGGCCUGCUACGAGGCCUCCAGAGAGAUGUCGACCCUCAAGAAGUACAAGAUAACCAUCACACACGAAAAUCUGCCGACGCUCAUUCUCAAAGCGGAGAGAAAAUUGCGGGCCUUGCUCGAGCUCCUCGGUAGCAGCUACUACCGACCGAGUGGCAGUAGCGCUGGCGGUAUUACAGGCACGGACAAGGGCCUGUCGAUAGCGGUGACCUUCGCCAAGGAUCUCCAUAGCGGACCGCAGCUCUACGUCAACGGCGAUCGGGUCUACUCGCAAUUCAACAGCGACACGGUUAACAACUUCCUGAUCAGGAGCCGACUGCACAAGUACAUGGACAGCGUAUUUUUGCAAUCGUUUUUCAGUACGUGCGUCUUGAAUCCCAGCUCGAUCCGAUCGUCGUCCAACACCACGCACGCCUUCGCAAAGAACUCGGAGAAGCUCGUGCUGGCCCGAUGCGACGACAACAAUCCGAGAUUCGCGUUGCGCGCGACCAACAAGGGCGACUUCGUCGAGCUGAGCUUCGACGACGAGGCCGACCGAAUUAUUUUGAGCUCCAACGGCGAGGCCGCCGUCAUACACAACUACUCGAACCCCGUGCCGCUGACCAGAAAUUUCGAGUUUUCGUACAUAGGUUCGAAAUGGGCAAGAAUGGACAAACAGGUCGUCGAUCUUGUGGUAGCUGAAAUAUUACUCUUUGUGCAUUGGUCGAGAGAGCAAGUACUUUUAUUUUAUCCUAAUUACAUUCAAGAAUUUGUCUGUGGGUAUUGUACUUUACAAGAUGCCAACGUCAGUGACCUUUACGAAAGGUUUUAAACGAUAAACUAUCCUUCAAUAUCAAUACAUUAUGUAAAGAGCAUUAGGCAUUCUUCUUAAAAUAUAAACUUACUUAAACUGUUAAAAUAAUUAUCAUAAUAUUAAGAAAUAUUACUCCGACU
This is a messenger RNA of Trichogramma pretiosum, 5239 nucleotides long. RefSeq lists its product as uncharacterized. Bases 681 to 5117 code for a protein of 1478 amino acids. Gene Ontology annotation, molecular function: lipid carrier activity. Gene Ontology annotation, biological process: lipid transport. The transcript has 11 exons. NCBI's taxonomy places the organism in Eukaryota, Metazoa, Arthropoda, Insecta, Hymenoptera, Trichogrammatidae. The record is from RefSeq and is a predicted model, not a curated record.